UUGUUUACUCUACUGGCGCACUUGUCUAAGGUCCUUGGCGCCAAAUGAAAGAUUGGAUAUUGAAUUUUAACUUGACAUGUAGAUGUAGGUUAAUUUCUGGCUGUAACUUUUUAUUGGAUUUGUUUGUUGCCUUAUUCUGUUCAUAAAGUUUUGAGUAUAAAGCAUAAAGUUUUGAUUAGUAAUUUAUGUUCUAGUUGUGUAGGAUGGAAACUUACGUUAACCAGCUUCAGAAGUUUCUCAGAGAAUCUUUAAAUGUAGAUGAUGAUGAUGAUGAUAUUAUUUUUGAAUUCAAAAAACCCAAAUAUCUUCAGUGUUUUGAUACUUUUGGUGUGGAUGAUCAUUCUGAAAUUAUCUUUAUUCGAAAAGAAAUAACAUAUGAUGGCUCUGAUGAUCUUAAUGGGUCAUUAUCUACAAACAUUUGUCCACCUAAGGACACCUAUCGAGAGAGUGUGUCUGAGUUUGAUCUGAGUGGUCAGCCCUUGAACACUGAUAUGAAUGAGUCACUUCUCAGAUGCGGCACCUCAAUCAUCCAAAAAGAUAAGAUUGAUGAUCAUGUUCCAUUGUCUGAAAUUGAAGCCAGAAGUAUUCUCUCCUACGCUUGCAUGCAUUUGAAGCCUGUUAAGCCCUUAUGGAUUCUGAUGGAGCCAUGUGGUCAACAGCAAAUCAUGAUUGGUUGCUCGGUUGACGGUCCAUGUAUUACCAGACAUGUGCUAAAACUUACAGAUGAAGAUACAUCAGUCGAGGAUAUGUUGGGCAUUCACAGAAGUUAUAUAUCACCAAAUAGUAAGAUUGAUACGGAAGUGAUGUGCGACUUCACAGUAACUCAGUUGGGAGAACGAGAAAGUACUGCAAAUGAAAAUAACGUGGGAAAAAUCACUUUUCAAGUUUUCUGGAGAGAGCCUUCAUUCAAAAUUCCCAUCACCAAUUCCUCAAUAAAAAUGAAUUUGCAUGGAACUGUCGGCUUGCAAGGGAGCGCUGUCCAGAUUUUAUGGGAACAAUUGGAGCUCCUUCACGGCUAUUUCGAGCUGUUGUCCAAAUGGAAUGACAGUGAAUCUUAUCCACACGCUGAGCAGCAGAAAUCGGUAUUCCUUCCCCAUAGGAUCUGCAACUCCGAAACAAAUGCCCCCUUAUCAGAGAAAAUCACAAGCGCCUUAAACUUUUCAUAUGACUGGUAUUCCGGGAAAAAUAACGAACAAACUCUUACCAGUGUUCUGACGGAACUGAAAUCUGGAGAACGUCAGUAUUCAGAUGUUACCGAUAGGCUGUGGCUUAUCCUAACAGAAUGCACCACUCACUGGGAAUUGACUAACAAUAUGGCAUUCCUAUUGCAAGGUGUGAAGAAAGUAUCAACAAAUACUUAUAUGAGUGCCGAUAAUCAUACAAGGCUGGGCAAAGCUAUAACGACUGUUAAAAAUGACCGGAAUGCUGCAAACCCUCUGUUUCUCUUGAAACCGCUCCAGCUUCUUGUUGAGAUUGGCUUGCUGAAACUAAGGAGAGACUACAUCACCAUAUUCACGGAUACUUUACUAGCGAAAACCGAGGCAUUAGCAGUACCCGAACCUCCAAGCUUCAUUUCAAUGGAUGGCUCAUCUUGGUCUGAAACGGUUUCUUCAUUGCUGUGUUGGAUGGCAAAAGUUCACGCGGCUUUGGAACUGCUGUGUGUAGCGCACUCUAAUCUGUUGGUGAAGAAAGCAACUAUUGUUUCACUGACACGACAAAUUUUGGAGAAGUAUGUCGGAUCAAAAUCACCCAUCCAAUCGUUUACUUGGCUCAAAAAUAACCCAAAUCUAUACUUGAGUGCCAAAAUGGACCGACAAUCAUCAAAUAUACCGCAAGAUCCAAAAUAUGAUAAAUGGUUGAUGAAAUUGUCGACCACAGAAAAUGAUAAUCAAUAUGUGGAAACGAAAUUCCUGCGAACCAGUGAGCCAAUGUUUCCAGCUUCAGUCCUUCAUAUGAGAACAAAGGAUGAUUGCACCGAAAAUACACUGUUAUACCUCGAAAAUGCAAGCUAUACUUUUUCACAGAUGACUACCAUCUGCAGUGGAUUAGGAAGUAAGAAAAAAUAGAUAGAAUUCCAGGUUUAUGUUACGGUAUGUGAAUAGUUUACAAUAACUCAUUGUUCUCUUACUCCGUUGUGUAAGUGCUUAAAAUAAGUGAAUAUUCACCUUAAUGAAAUAAAUUCCCUCUCAAUCUUUGUAAUUUCAUCAAAUUGAAUCAUUUAAAUUUAGUGAAUUUGUUAAUGAAAACGUGAUUGCUAUACACAACAUUGAAAUAUCUGCAUUUUUGAAGUUUUAAUUCCUCAAUCAGUUUCAAUUUCCUAUUACCGUAUCUUUCAUUUAAUUAUCCGAAUGGUAAUAAAAUAUAUUAUUUAGGCAUCUUAUGUUCGAAAGUGAUUCACAAUUAUGCAAUUAUAAUUAUCAUUAUAA
Nilaparvata lugens (brown planthopper) is the source of this 2426-nucleotide messenger RNA. RefSeq lists its product as uncharacterized. The transcript is spliced from 11 exons. Lineage: Eukaryota; Metazoa; Arthropoda; Insecta; Hemiptera; Delphacidae. Bases 204 to 2066 code for a protein of 620 amino acids. Gene Ontology annotation, biological process: mitotic spindle assembly checkpoint signaling; protein localization to kinetochore. The record is from RefSeq and is a predicted model, not a curated record. Gene Ontology annotation, cellular component: RZZ complex.